AGCUGCUGCGGCGGUCCGCGGCUGUCCGCGGCGGUCCGCGGAUCCUCCCCGCCCCACCCCCAGCCGGACCUCCGCCUCAGCCGCGCAGUCGCUCCCCAGAGUCGGGAUCGCGGCCCCCCGGCGGGCCGGCUAGCCGCAGCCAUGUCGUCCGUGAGCGCGAUCCAGAUCCCGAGCCGCCUGCCGCUGCUGCUGACCCACGAGGGCGUCCUGCUGCCCGGCUCCACGAUGCGCACCAGUGUGGACUCGGCCCGCAACCUGCAGCUGGUGCGCAGCCGCCUGCUCAAGGGCACGUCGCUGCAGAGCACCAUCCUGGGCGUCAUCCCCAACACUCCGGACCCGGCCAGCGACGCGCAGGACCUGCCGCCGCUGCACAGGAUUGGGACAGCUGCAUUGGCCGUUCAGGUGGUGGGCAGUAAUUGGCCCAAGCCCCACUAUACUUUGCUCAUCACAGGUCUCUGCCGCUUCCAGAUUGUUCAAGUAGUAAAGGAGAAACCGUAUCCUGUUGCAGAAGUUGAACAGUUGGACCGACUGGAGGAAUUUCCCAGCCCAUCUAAUGCCCCAGAGGAACUUGGAGAACUUUCUGAACAGUUCUAUAAAUAUGCAGUUCAGCUGGUUGAAAUGUUGGAUAUGUCUGUUCCUGCUGUUGCUAAAUUGAGACGUCUUUUAGACAGUCUGCCAAGGGAAGCAUUACCAGACAUCCUCACUUCAAUUAUCCGCACAAGUAACAAAGAGAAGCUUCAGAUUUUGGAUGCCGUGAGCCUGGAGGAGAGAUUCAAAAUGACUAUACCUUUGCUGGUAAGACAAAUUGAAGGCCUUAAGUUGCUUCAGAAAACCAGAAAACAUAAGCAAGAUGAUGAUAAGCGGGUUAUAGCUAUACGUCCCAUCAGGAGGAUUACACACAUUCCUGGAACUUUAGAAGAUGAAGAUGAGGAUGAAGAUAAUGAUGACAUUGUCAUGUUAGAAAAGAAAAUCCGAACAUCUAGCAUGCCAGAGCAAGCUCAUAAAGUCUGUGUCAAAGAGAUUAAGAGGCUGAAAAAAAUGCCUCAGUCAAUGCCAGAAUAUGCCCUGACUAGAAAUUAUUUGGAACUUAUGGUGGAAUUGCCUUGGAACAAGAGCACAACUGACCGCCUUGAUAUCCGGGCCGCCCGAAUUCUUCUGGAUAAUGACCAUUAUGCCAUGGAUAAAUUGAAGAAAAGGGUUCUGGAAUAUUUAGCUGUCAGGCAGCUGAAGAACAACCUGAAGGGCCCGAUCCUCUGCUUUGUUGGCCCCCCUGGAGUGGGCAAAACAAGUGUAGGAAGAUCAGUAGCAAAGACUUUGGGUCGAGAAUUUCACAGAAUUGCACUGGGAGGUGUAUGUGAUCAAUCGGACAUUCGAGGACACAGGCGCACCUAUGUUGGCAGCAUGCCUGGUCGUAUAAUCAAUGGCUUGAAGACUGUUGGGGUCAACAAUCCAGUGUUCCUGUUAGAUGAAGUUGAUAAACUGGGCAAAAGUCUGCAGGGAGACCCUGCUGCUGCCCUGCUUGAGGUUUUGGAUCCAGAACAGAACCAUAACUUUACAGAUCACUACCUAAAUGUGGCCUUUGACCUCUCCCAAGUCCUCUUUAUAGCUACUGCAAACACUACAGCUACUAUUCCACCUGCUUUGUUGGACAGAAUGGAGAUCAUCCAGGUGCCAGGGUAUACACAGGAAGAGAAGAUAGAAAUUGCCCACAGGCACCUGAUUCCUAAGCAGCUGGAACAGCAUGGGUUGACACCUCAGCAGAUUCAGAUUCCUCAAGUUACCACUCUUGACAUCAUUACUAGGUAUACCAGAGAGGCUGGAGUUCGUUCUUUGGACCGAAAGUUUGGUGCAAUUUGCCGAGCGGUGGCUGUGAAAGUGGCUGAAGGACAGCAUAAAGACACAAAACUGGAGCGUUCUGAGGGCACUGAGGGAGAAGGAUGCAGAGAACAUCUCUUGGAAGAUGCAAAACCUGAAUCCAUCAGUGACACAGCCGACUUGGCCCUGCCACCUGAAAUGCCUAUCUUAAUUGAUUUCCAUGCACUGAAAGAUAUCCUGGGGCCACCGAUGUAUGAAAUGGAGGUAUCUGAACGUUUGAGUCAGCCAGGAGUGGCAAUAGGCUUAGUCUGGAGUCCUUUAGGUGGAGAGAUUAUGUUUGUGGAAGCAAGUCGAAUGGAUGGUGAAGGUCAGUUAACAUUGACUGGACAGCUGGGAGAUGUCAUGAAGGAGUCUGCACAUCUUGCAAUCAGUUGGCUACGCAGCAAUGCAAAGAAGUAUCACCUGACAAAUGCUUCUGGAAGUUUUGAUCUGCUUGACAACACAGACAUCCAUCUGCACUUCCCAGCUGGAGCUGUCACAAAAGAUGGACCAUCUGCUGGAGUUACUAUAGUAACCUGCCUUGCCUCACUUUUUAGUGGGCGGUUGGUGCGUUCAGAUGUAGCCAUGACUGGAGAAAUUACACUGAGAGGUCUUGUUCUUCCAGUGGGUGGAAUUAAAGACAAAGUUCUAGCAGCACAUAGAGCUGGACUGAAAAGAAUCAUCAUUCCACAGAGAAAUGAAAAAGAUCUUGAAGAGAUUCCAAGCAACAUUCGCCAGGAUUUGACCUUUAUCACAGCAACCUGCCUAGACGAAGUUCUUAAUGCAGCUUUUGAUGGAGGUUUUUCAAUCAAAACUAGGCUUGGUCUCAUAAACAGUAAACUUUAAGCAGAUAAUUGAUCCAAACUUCCAAGUUUUUGAAAUUUAAAAACAGGAAUGAAGUACCAAAAUUAAACCUUCUAAUCAUUUUUUGAGGGUAUAUUACUUGUUUGCUGAUUGACUGGUUACUAAUCAGUACGUCAUAUUUAAUUAAAACAAAUUAAUGAGAUUUUGAUUGUAUUGGCUAAUAUAUGUAAGCAGAUGGUUAUUUAAUAAACUCAUAUUAAUCUAUCAAACUAUUAUAUAGAUUAAUAUAAAUGAUUUUA
Messenger RNA from Sarcophilus harrisii (Tasmanian devil), 2957 nucleotides. It is a transcript of the gene LONP2, whose product is annotated as lon peptidase 2, peroxisomal. Gene Ontology annotation, biological process: protein processing; protein catabolic process; protein targeting to peroxisome. Lineage: Eukaryota; Metazoa; Chordata; Mammalia; Dasyuromorphia; Dasyuridae. Gene Ontology annotation, molecular function: ATP-dependent peptidase activity; ATP binding; ATP hydrolysis activity. The transcript has 15 exons. The coding region runs from base 142 to 2700 and encodes 852 amino acids. The record is from RefSeq and is a predicted model, not a curated record. Gene Ontology annotation, cellular component: peroxisomal matrix.